AUGCAUGUCAAGCCUGCAGCCAUUUUUACUUCUGAGACAGGUUUCAGGGGUGAUAUUGAGAGGGGCAAGAAGAUUUUUGUCCAGAAGUGCGCUCAGUGCCAUACCGUGGAGAAGGGAGGCAAGUACAAGACGGGUCCCAAUCUCCAUGGUCUGUUUGGGCGAAAGACGAGUCAGGUCACUGGAUUCUCUUACACUGAUGCCAACAAGAACAAAGGCAUCACCUGGAAUGAAGACACGCUGAUGGAUUAUUUGGAGAAUCCCAAGAAGUACAUCCCUGAAACAAAAAUGAUCUUCGCUGGCAUUAAGAAGACUGAGUGGGCAGAGUUGAUAGCUUACCUCAAAAAAGUUACUAAUGAAGAUACCACUAACUUC
Sorex fumeus (smoky shrew) is the source of this 372-nucleotide messenger RNA. RefSeq names its product cytochrome c-like. The record is from RefSeq and is a predicted model, not a curated record. Gene Ontology annotation, molecular function: electron transfer activity; heme binding. NCBI's taxonomy places the organism in Eukaryota, Metazoa, Chordata, Mammalia, Eulipotyphla, Soricidae. Gene Ontology annotation, cellular component: mitochondrial intermembrane space. Gene Ontology annotation, biological process: mitochondrial electron transport, cytochrome c to oxygen; mitochondrial electron transport, ubiquinol to cytochrome c. The transcript is spliced from 2 exons. The annotation marks the transcript as partial.